CCCGCGCCCGGGGAGCAUCGAGGGCUCGCCUGGCGGAGCUUAGCGCAGCUCGCUCGGCGCUGCCAGCAAGCGGGCGGGGUGGACACUGGGCUUCUGUGUGCCCGCCGCAGCCGUUGGCUGGCGGGCGCCCAAUCCCGGGGCAUGCCGCCCGAGCCUGGCCGGGACGCACCGUGAAAGACCAGUUUGGGGGAAGGCUUGACCCCCGGCGGCCCGCAGAAGCCGGCGUCCGGAGCCCAGGCGGCCGGGCCGCUGCGAUCGGGCUUGUGGGGCUGCAGCUGCGGGGGCCCGCCGGGCACCCCCGGGCUCAGGGGGAAGGAGAAGGCAUGGCUUCAGUGUUCAUGUGCGGAGUGGAGGACCUGCUCUUCAGCGGCAGCCGCUUCGUGUGGAACUUGACCGUGUCCACGCUGCGGAGAUGGUACACGGAGAGGCUGCGGGCUUGCCACCAGGUGCUGCGGACGUGGUGCGGGCUGCGGGAGCUGUACCAGAUGACGGAAGGCAGGCAGUGCCGGGUGCACCUCCUGGAUGACCGGAGGCUGGAGCUGCUGGUUCAGCCCAAACUUUUAUCAAGAGAGUUGCUGGAUCUCGUGGCUUCUCAUUUCAACCUCAAAGAAAAGGAGUACUUUGGAAUCACGUUUACAGAUGACACGGGUCAGCAGAACUGGCUUCAGCUAGACCACCGAGUCCUUGACCACGAUUUACCCAAGAAACCAGGCCCAACCAUCUUGUACUUCUCUGUGAGGUUUUACAUUGAAAGCAUAUCGUUCCUGAAGGAUAAAACCACGGUGGAGCUGUUUUUCCUGAAUGCAAAGUCCUGUGUGCACAAGGGGCAAAUCGAAGUAGACAGCGAAACUAUCUUCAGGUUAGCGGCACUCAUUUUACAGGAAGCCAAAGGGGAUUACACCAGUGAUGAAAAUGCCAGGAAAGAUUUAAAGACACUUCCAGCUUUUCCAACCAAAACUCUGCAGGAGCAUCCCUCCCUUGCUUACUGUGAGGACAGAGUAAUUGAACAUUAUUUGAAAAUCAAAGGUUUGACUCGGGGUCAAGCUGUCGUUCAGUAUAUGAAAAUAGUAGAAGCUCUGCCAACCUAUGGAGUCCAUUAUUAUGCAGUAAAGGAUAAACAAGGACUUCCUUGGUGGCUUGGAAUCAGCUAUAAAGGAAUUGGCCAGUAUGAUUUGCAAGAUAAGGUGAAACCUCGGAAAUUAUUCCAAUGGAAACAGCUGGAGAACUUAUAUUUCCGUGAGAAAAAGUUUGCUGUUGAAGUUCACGAUCCACGGAGGAUUUCAGUAUCCAGAAGAACCUUUGGACAGAGUGGCCUAUUUGUGCAAACGUGGUAUGCGAACUCCUCUCUCAUCAAGUCCAUCUGGGUAAUGGCAAUUAGUCAACAUCAGUUUUACUUGGACCGGAAGCAAAGCAAAGCAAAAAUCCCUUCAGCUAGGAGUUUAGACGAUAUCGCAAUGGACUUGACGGAGACAGGAGCACCAAGGGUCUCCAAACUGGUAACACUCGAGGCAAAAAGCCAGUUCAUUAUGGCAAGCAACGGCAGUUUAAUUUCCUCAGGUUCUCAAGACUCAGAAGUCAGUGAGGAGCAAAAGAGAGAGAAGAUCCUUGAACUCAAGAAGAAGGAAAAACUGUUGCAAGAAAAGCUCCUGAAGAAAGUUGAAGAGCUUAAGAAGAUCUGUUUGCGGGAGGCUGAGCUCACAGGCAAAAUGCCCAAGGAGUAUCCUCUGAAUGUAGGUGAGAAACCUCCUCAGGUCAGAAGGCGUAUAGGUACCGCGUUCAAAUUAGAUGACAACCUGCUGCCAACUGAAGAGGAUCCUGCUUUGCAAGAACUGGAGAGCAAUUUCCUAAUACAGCAAAAGCUGGUUGAGGCUGCGAAGAAGCUUGCCAGUGAGCCCGACCUUUGCAAAACCGUGAAGAAAAAACGAAAGCAAGAUUACACGGAUGCAGUGAAAAAGCUUCAGGAGAUUGAAAAUGCUAUAAAUGAGUACCGCAUUAGAUGUGGAAAGAAACCCAGCCAGAAAGCAACAGUUAUCUUACCAGAAGACAUCAUCCCAUCAGAAAGUAGCUCCUUGUCUGACACUACCACCUAUGAUGAUCCCAAUGAUACCUUCACUCUUGCUGGGCAGCGAUCAAGUUCAGUACCUCAUUCUCCAAGAAUUCUUCCUCCCAAGUCUCUCGGUAUUGAGAGAAUUCAUUUCAGAAAGUCAUCCAUCAAUGAACAGUUUGUGGAUACCAGACAGUCCAGAGCUAUCAACUCAUUCGACAUGAUGCCCUUUUCCCUUAUUUCAGCCCUCUUUUCCUUCUUUGUCCUUAGCAAGCUUGCCUCUCUCUCCUCUUUCAGACCCGAGCCUUCGUCUCAGCACUGCCGCCAGCGAAGUGGAAGCCUCGAGUCUCAGUCUCACCUGCUCUCCGAGAUAGACCACGAAAAGCCAUUUUUCUCCCUCUCCAAAUCCCAAAGAAGCAGCAGCACCGAAAUCCUGGAUGACGGAUCUUCCUACACUAGCCAGUCGAGCACGGAGUAUUACUGCACCACGCCCGUGGCCGGUCCCUACUACACCACCCAGACGCUGGACACUCGCUCCCGGGGUCGCAGAAGGUCCAAGAAGCAGAACGUCUCAACUUCCAAUUCGGGAAGCAUGCCCAACCUAGCACACAAGGAUAGCCUGAGGAAUGGCGUCUACUCCAAGAGUCAGGAGCAGCCUUCUUCCAGCUACUACAUUGCCGGGUACACGCCCUACGCGGAGUGUGACGUCUAUUACGCCGGCGGCUACGUCUACGAGAACGACACGGAGGGACAGUACAGUGUGAAUCCUUCCUACCGGUCGUCCGCCCACUACGGAUACGACCGCCCAAGGGACUGCAGCAGGUCCUUUCACGAGGACGAGGUCGACCGGGUGCCCCAUAACCCGUAUGCCACACUCCGGCUGCCGCGGAAAGCUGCCGCCAAGUCCGAGCACAUCACCAAAAACAUCCACAAGGCCUUAGUGGCAGAGCACCUGCGAGGCUGGUACCAGCGGGCCUCCGGGCAGAAGGAGCCGGGCCACAGCGCACAGACUAGCUUUGACUCAGACAGGGGCUCGCAGAGAAGCCUGGGCUUUGCCGGCCUGCAGGUCCCCUGUUCUCCGAGCAGCCGUGCGUCUUCCUACUCCUCAGUGUCUUCCACAAAUGCUUCUGGGAAUUGGAGGACCCAGAUAACCUUAGGGCUAUCCGAAUACGAGAUCCCGGCACAUUCUUCCUACACGAGCUGCUAUAGCAACAUCUAUAAUCCUUUACCCUCUCCAGGCAGACCCUACACAGAGACCAGUCACCUGGACGGCACAGAUGGAAACCUGCUGGAAGACAGCCUGGAGAGUAGUGAGCAGAGACUCUUCUGGCACGAAGACUCCAAACCCGGAACAUUAGUCUGAACUGCGGACGGGCCUCUUGACCAAGCACUGCGCUCUCACACUAGUGUGCCUUGCAAAAUGUGUUCGUCUUCCUGGAAGGCUGUAGGCUUUAGAAACCUGAAGGCAUCCGAGGUGGAAAGGAGGACUCCAUUGGCCCCAGAAGUGAAUCACACACUAGACCGCACAAAGCCCUUGAAUGACAUCCCGCCUUUCCAAGUCCAGAUGCUCACCUAACAGAGCAAGGUGAAGACCACGUGUGAACCUUUGCCGAGGAGGACUUGGCCUUUACCAAGAGCAAGCACUUUGUAAGGGAAUAAAAGUGGUUGGAGGCAGACCUCAAAACUGUGAAAAGUGCAUUCAGGGUCUCCCAAAGGAAAGAAGGACAGGGGAAAUUUCAGAGCACAAUUCAGGAUGAUGAGAGAAGGGAAGCUGGAAGCUCUUUAGUCACUGCUCACCAUCAGAAAGUUUGAAUUUGUGAGCUGGCGAAGAAUUACAUACUAUGUCUACCCAGACAUGAACAAUUCAGACAGUAUUGGAAAAUUACUUGAAGAGAAGCUGGAUUUUUAUGAAGUUCUGAAUGAGUGUAAAUGUUUUUAGGCUGUUAUCAAGAGUGAUGGUUUUCAUAAGCACCACAAAAUGGGUUCUGGAAAGACUUAUGGCUGUCUUGUCCUGUAAUAUAACUAUGGUAGCAGAUUGGGGAAAAUGAAGCAGCCCACUGAGUAACUGACAGACUCUGCUUGGAGAAUUUUCUAAGGUACAAUAUCAUUGAGUUCCUUUUUUUCCUUUCUAUGCCAACGGCAUGAGCUAUGUUCUUCAGGCUGGUAACUCUCCAACAUGGCCAUCAUUGCAAUGGCAGGCUUGAUAUGGAAAGUUUUAUAACCAAGAGUUUGGAAAAGUAUUUUAAGGUGAUACAGAAAGAACCUAACACAAUAUAAAGAAAAACAGCAACAACAAAAAGAAAGACACAAAACCCACAUCAUUUUCUAUGAAUCAUGUGCCUUAAAAUUGUGAACAUUUGAAAAAUAAGCAUAUUGUCUGGAUUCCCCAGGUAGUUCUAAGUCACCAAGUGACAAAAGCAAGAUUACUCAUUAAAAACAAAAACGAAAACCCUCCAAGCUGCAAUAGAUUUAAUUAUGAGGCUAAAACUACCUCAUACUUUCCUUGGAAGAACUAAUUCGCUAUGGUUUAUUGUAGGAUGUUUUGGAGUUUUCGUUUUUUUGUUGUUUUUUUUUUUAAGUAAAUAUUUCCAUAUUCUAGAUGGAUCUUUUUCAUCAUCUUUACUCUGCUUCAGAAUUCCACAGAAGGUGCUCCUUCCCCCUCUUUUAUACAAGUUUCUUGUUCAUAUUGUGAAUAGAGAAGUUUCUGAACAACUUUUUGGGGACAUUUUCUAUCUAUAUUCCAAAGCAUGUAAUAUAUACAUAAAGGUGAUUUGUUAAACUGGUCCUUAGUCAUUUGUAUCAUUAAAAAUGAAGUUUGGGGGGUGGGAUAUUUGAAAAACAAAAAGACAUGCAAACAAAUAACUUAUUCCUUUUUCCAUAUUUGUAUAGCCUUCUAGAAACAGAAAUACCCUUUUGCGUAUUCUUUUACUGUUCUGACUUUUUUAGACCUAUUAUUUUUUUUACAUAGGUCAAUAAAUUGAAGGUGUGCUACUGAAAAUGUUUAUGUAUCUUUCCAUUUAUGUUCAGGGCUCACACAAAGCAAUUGAAAUUGCUCUACUUCAAGUAAUCAGGCUGGUGAAGAUUGCAGAUUUUUAGUGAUAUUAUUACUGUAUUUUAUGGGUUCCAAGAUGGCCAUUUUUUCAUACUUACAUCUUCACAAUCAGGGUGCAUCUUUUGACUACUAACAUGUUAUAGUUGAAUUAGGGAUUUUUUUUCUUUCUUUCUUUCUUAGUGAGAUGUAAAAUAGUGCUGUGUCUUAGAAUGGGUGAAAUACAGUAGUUUAUUGCCUUAUGGAGGAUAACCAUUGCAAAUUUUUAGGCUUCCUAAUCUUACAAAUGUUGUUUAUUUGUAACAAGUCAUUCUUUCUAGUUUUGCAGACUGGCAAACAGGUCUUUUACAUUCAGGAAUAUAUUUCUUCUGUUAUCUUUUAACCCCAUGCAAUGGGGCAAGGGGAGUGGGAAGUGAAAUAUAGGGAGGUUAGUAUUUCUGUACAAGUACUUUACAUGGAAAUAAGGUAUCAUUUAUCCUCCUGUUAAAUGAUAUGCUCAGAAUUGCAGAUAUACCUUGAAAAAAUAAAACUUGGCUCUCGACUGGAAAAAGAAGUUACAGAAAUUGGAAGCACAGUGGGUCUGCUGUAUGAUUUUCCUUUCAUCUUUUUUUGAAAAGCGUUUCCUAACCACAUUAUUGAUAUGCUUAUUAAUAACCAAAAAGUGACAGAGGUAAAUUCUUCAACACAUCAAAUUAAUAUGUUUUUUAUUGCAAAAUAUCAUACCCUCAUAUUAAAAAUCUUAAAUGCAAACAUGAAGCAAAUAUAUAACAUAAAACCACCAUCAUGCCCUAUAACCUAACAUUACUGGAUACAAUUGUUAAUUGUAUAUCAGUUCGGAUUUUUUUCUAUGCCUAUAGUACUUUCUUUAAAAACAGCAUCAUACAACAAGUACACUUUUACAACUUUUUUCAUCAAAACAUGUUGGGCCUCACUUUUUGUCAGUAUAUAUUGAUCUACCUCAUAAAGAUGUAUGUUUUACAAGGUGAAUUGAAAAAAAUUGCCUCACCUUCCUGGAUGUUUAAUUUUUCUCUAUUUGAGAGAAGUAUCCAAGAUCCUUCUUUGUAUUCAUAAAAGCUUUAAUGUUAAGCAAUAAAGAUUCCAGAAUUGUUUUGAA
Messenger RNA from Odocoileus virginianus texanus, 6207 nucleotides. NCBI's taxonomy places the organism in Eukaryota, Metazoa, Chordata, Mammalia, Artiodactyla, Cervidae. The record is from RefSeq and is a predicted model, not a curated record.